Messenger RNA from Cuscuta epithymum, 759 nucleotides. NCBI's taxonomy places the organism in Eukaryota, Viridiplantae, Streptophyta, Magnoliopsida, Solanales, Convolvulaceae. The record is from the annotation of a GenBank genome assembly.
AUCGGGGCCCUCUUUCCCAUCAUUUGUCUCUUUCUCUUGUAAUCGUUCAUACAAAUACCCUGUGGAAAUAGAGGCUAGUUCAAGUGUUUAGCCGAAGGUCCUUCUUCAAUGAAAAUAUCACUAAAUAAAUAAAAAUACAAAGUAGAUCUUGCCCCCAUGAUUCUCCUUACGUUCAGGGUUGAGAAGGGAGAGGGUAAUAAUAGAUGAAGCGGGUUCGUGUGGUAGGUGGAGUAGCUUGAAAAUGGCAUAUGAUCUUGCUCUUAUGAAUUGGACCUAUCAGUCUAGGGUUUGGUUCAAGAUUCUAUGUUCCAGGUUCAAUCCCAAUCUUAAGGGCCCCUCACACCUCGACCCGACAUGGCAUUUGGGAGGAUAUAAGUCAUGGUUACUCAGUCAGUCCAAUGAUGAUAAAUCUUGUACCCGUGCGCACCAGAGGUCCAACCCAUCAUGCAAGAAUUGUAACCUCCACAAGGGUCGCUACGAGUUUCGAUCAUUGGUCAAUGUUCCAGUUUUUCCACUCUAUCAACUGAGCUACCCGUGCUUCAGUGUUCUAUUGUGAUAGACUUCGUCGGAGCAUUGAAAGAUGUUCCCCCUAAUAACAAAAAAGAAAAUGAAUUUGCAUAGAAAAGGGAGUGAUGCAUGUAUAAUUGCUAUUAAAUGUAUAAAAUAUGAACCGUUUGAACAUUGAACCAUACUGAUACUAGUUAAAUGUAGUAUGAGAUUAACUUAAUGGAACUCACAAAGGUAGGUAAGACAUUAAUA